Messenger RNA from Psilocybe cubensis, 1149 nucleotides. RefSeq lists its product as uncharacterized. Lineage: Eukaryota; Fungi; Basidiomycota; Agaricomycetes; Agaricales; Agrocybaceae. The record is from RefSeq and is a predicted model, not a curated record. The coding region runs from base 1 to 1149 and encodes 382 amino acids. The transcript is spliced from 3 exons.
AUGUCGGGCCCGGUAAUCCUACCUCAAGAGCUCUGCGGGAUCAUUUGUCAGGACCCAGCUCUCGACAACGCUGAUUUGCACAAUCUUUGUUUCGUUUCCCAUAACUUCCGCGCUGAGGCUGAGCGGCUGCUCUACACCUCUGUUCGCCUCCGGGACACGCGCCGUAUCAAGUCUUACUGCCUUUCUGUCGCCCGAAGACCAUAUCUCGCUCUUCGGACCAAGUCGCUCACUUUGCGGCUUCCUCCCCAGCUCAAUCUUGAAGCUGACGACCUCGCGCGGAUCGUGACCGCCCUACGCCUCUCUGUGAACCUCAAAGAGCUCAACGUCCUGAAAGACUUCUAUCACGGCCCAAUUGGAAAGUACGGAGAUGCAGUCCAAUGGUGGAUCCUUGAUGGACACAAAUUCAAAUUGCGCAAGUUCACCAACUCGUACUUCCAGCCACAGAUGUUGGUUGGGUUCCUCAAGUCGCAGCCGGGUAUCACGACGCUCGUGCUCAAGUGCAAGGACCUGGCGGAGAUCUGUGAUGCGCCGUUGCCGCUGCUGACCACGCUGGACUGCUCCGCUGGAGUGGUGCAGGAGUUCAGCAUGCCGAGUUGGCACCCGAGGAAGAUCAAGAGGCUUCAGUUCCAUUUGGAGGAUUCUACGGAUGUGGAGGAGUUGGCCACAUUUGUGGCGUUGACGCAGUUUAGUUCGUCGUUGAAGAGCUUGAGCAUUAGGCGCAGGAGUAGCAGACAUGGGCUCGACCUCGCCGUGCUCACGGCCUGUGUUGCAUCGCAACUACCUGAUAUCAAGUAUCUCCGGAUCGUGGAUAAUUCCACAAGACAGUUGGAGACAUACCAUGUACCGUUUUUACCCUUUCCAAUCCGUCUCAACAAGAUUGAGACGCUCAUUCUUCGCACGCCAACUCGCGCAUGCGAUACCACAGGCAGAGACCUGAAAAUUAGCGCAUAUCUCGAGCUCCGCACUCCCCUAGGGAGGAUGUCUGCCGCCCGCAGAAUAUUUACUGCCUUGUCGACACUGAAGCGGCUGGUGCUGGUAGAAAAGGUCGGAUAUGAAUUUACUCGGAAUCCCGAGACGGGCGCGAUUACCUUGCAGGAACUAGGGCAUUUGCCAGAGGAUGACUGGAUGCACUCGACUAACAAGGUCUGA